This is a messenger RNA of Fopius arisanus, 1195 nucleotides long. It is a transcript of the gene vih, whose product is annotated as ubiquitin conjugating enzyme vih. Bases 155 to 703 code for a protein of 182 amino acids. The transcript is spliced from 4 exons. NCBI's taxonomy places the organism in Eukaryota, Metazoa, Arthropoda, Insecta, Hymenoptera, Braconidae. The record is from RefSeq and is a predicted model, not a curated record.
GGUUAGUGAAUAUCCCUAGGCCAUUCAAAUUUCCGUGACUGUUUGGUGUGACUGUUUGCGUUGUAUCAACCGAAUCACCUCAGAGCGAUAUUUCUCGUCAUUAGUCAAAACAAAAGCAUUCCGUGAUCGUCCGAGAGUCUCCGGGGCUGCUAAAAUGGCACAGAAUAUCAAUCCAUUUUACUCAUCUCCAAGUGCUAACAGCAAGGCCAGAGAGGAAAAGCAGAAUAUUCCCAAAGACAACCACGCAGUCAGCAAAAGACUGCAGAAGGAGCUCAUGGUCCUCAUGAUGUGCACAGAGAAGGGCGUAUCUGCAUUCCCAGAUGGCGAGAAUCUGUUCAAGUGGAUUGGCACCAUCACUGGCCCUCGAGACACUGUGUACGCUGGGUUGACAUACAAGCUGACCCUGGAGUUUCCACACAGCUAUCCAUACAGUGCUCCAGUCGUUCGUUUUGUCACCUCGUGUUUUCAUCCCAAUGUCGAUCCAGUUGGAAACAUCUGUUUGGAUAUUCUCAAGGACAAGUGGAGUGCUUUGUACGACGUUCGUACUAUUCUGCUGUCAAUCCAGUCUCUUCUCGGAGAGCCAAACAACGACAGCCCCCUGAAUCUCCUAGCAGCUGAGCUGUGGAACGAUCAGACAAAAUACAAGAAGCAACUCCUGCAAGAGUACCACAAAGACGUGGAUCGUAAUCCCCAGGAUUCAUGAUAAGCAAAUAUAAAAAAUAUCAAAAUUUCAUCUAUACUAUUACCAUCUUUCAUACUGCAAAGGAUAUAAAAAGAACAUAAUAUUCAUUACAAUCGAAGUAAAAUGAAAUAAGGAGUCUUGUUCUCCAUCGAUUAAUUGAAAUUGGCACGUUCCCGAUGAAAAACUCGGACAAGCGGCCUAUUAGCGUAAAUUGAAUGAAAAAAAUAAUGAUUGAAAAAGCGUUAGUGUGGAUUGAUUAAGUAUUAUUGAAAUUUGUGGUGAAAAAAAAAAACAUUGAAGUGAACUCCAGCUAUUGAAUAAUUGCGUGUCUAAUUGUAGAGCAUUCUGGUACUCGUCUGAAUCUAUUAUUUAUUUCAUUUUUCAUGUUAGUGGAUAAAUUCCAGUGGUCUCGAGCAAUAGGUGAAUAAUAGAACAAAAUCGUACAGUAGAUAUCUUUUCCUUCCGUUCAUUGUCGUCUUUUUCUGGAAUAAAUAUUUUUAAUGUACAAACCAA